This is a messenger RNA of Cantharellus anzutake, 222 nucleotides long. RefSeq lists its product as uncharacterized. Gene Ontology annotation, biological process: mitotic spindle organization; regulation of cytokinesis. NCBI's taxonomy places the organism in Eukaryota, Fungi, Basidiomycota, Agaricomycetes, Cantharellales, Hydnaceae. The coding region runs from base 1 to 222 and encodes 73 amino acids. Gene Ontology annotation, cellular component: spindle pole centrosome; chromosome passenger complex; spindle microtubule. The transcript has 4 exons. Gene Ontology annotation, molecular function: protein kinase activity. The record is from RefSeq and is a predicted model, not a curated record.
AUGGGGACCCGGGAGUCGUCCCCUGACACUGAAAUGGUCGAAAAUCAACCAUACUUGGAGAAAGAAGGAGUAAACAAGAUUACAGAGGUUGAUCUCUGGAUACCCAAUCAUGUUUCAUUGGACGCCUCCAACCUUAUCCAACGUUCCCUGUGCAAAAAUCCAGAGGAUAGACUCACUCUUAGUGAGGUCAAAAACCAUCGGUGGAUAUCACGAUACCAGUGA